This is a messenger RNA of Drosophila montana, 1939 nucleotides long. It is a transcript of the gene nec, whose product is annotated as necrotic. Lineage: Eukaryota; Metazoa; Arthropoda; Insecta; Diptera; Drosophilidae. The transcript has 3 exons. The coding region runs from base 181 to 1809 and encodes 542 amino acids. The record is from RefSeq and is a predicted model, not a curated record. Gene Ontology annotation, molecular function: serine-type endopeptidase inhibitor activity.
UUAAAGCUACGCCAGAGCUGAGCUGCCCACCAGACGGCCGGAGCCAAACGAACGCAGCGCGACGCAAAAGAAAAUAAAUUACACAAAAAUAACAAGAAAAAAUAAUAUAAUUAUAAGAAAAAAAAGUAAAGAGUAGCAGCUAAACAAGUUUCCACCCGUCGUCGCAAGUAAUUGGCAGCCAUGUCGUGCAAAUAUUCGUCAGCGAUGCUGCUUCUAAUGGGCAGCUGCCUCAGCCUCAGCCUGAGUCUGUGCCUGUUCAUCGGACCCGCCGCCUCCACCAGCAUCUAUGCGAGAGUUGUCCUCAACUCUUGGGUGCCCGAUGCCAUACAUAGUCGUUCCGGCGUGGGGCCACCUCAGCGUGAUCUGCAGCGUCCGCAGAUGGAAGCGAUAUCUUCUCAAGAAACCUGGAACGAUCAGCGCAUUGCCGCCGCAGCGCACAAGGCUCAGCAGACCUGGAACGUGCCCACUGCUCGACCACAGCAGCAGCAGCCGCAGCAGCAGCAGCAGCCGCAGCAGCAGCCGCAGCAGCAGCAGCAGCCGCAGCCGCAGCAGCAGCAGCAUCAGCCCUUACCCCCGUCCGCUCCAGCAGCAGCUGCAGCUGCAAGUCCCGAGGUGACAGUGCAUGGCUUUAAUCAAGCAGCCGGUCGUACGGGCAGCUCGGCGGGUCCCACGCGCCCGCCGGCUCAGUACAACUACCGGGAACGCUUCAGCUCAGUGUUCUUUCAGCCGAUCUCGCGCAGCAACGGUCAGCAGAAUGUGGUCUAUUCGCCGGCCACGAUGCACGCGAUGCUCGGCAUGCUCUACGGCGUCUCCAGCAACGAAACUGCCGACGAGCUGCAACGUGUGGGUCAGUUUGGUAGCGAUAAACUGGCCGUGGCCAGCGACUUUGAGCAGGUGCGGAGGAGGGAUAGUCAGUUGCCGAAUGCCCAGUUGAUUGUCGCCAAUAAGCUGUACUAUAAUCGCGAAAUCGACGAACUGAAUCCACAGUACCUGGACUUCGCCAGCCAAUAUUAUGGCUCGGAGACCGAAGCGGUCAACAUGCGCAAAUCGCGCGAUACGGCGGCCAAGAUAAAUGCCUGGGCCUCGGAUGCCACACGCAGCAUCAUACGCGAACUGGUCCAGCCCAGCGAUAUUGAUGAGCAGACGCAGGCGCUGCUGGUGACGGCCAUUUACUUCAAGGCACGCUGGGCCAACGAGUUCUCCGAGAUGGACACCACGGCGGAGAAGUUCCGCACGGGCAACAAUGCGGCCAUUACCGUGCCCAUGAUGUACAACGACGAUCUGUUCGACAUUGCCGAGCUGCCGGAGCUGGAUGCCACAGCGCUGGAGCUGCCCUAUGCCGGCACUCCGAUCUCCAUGCUGAUCAUAUUGCCCAACCAGGUGAACGGUCUGGCACAGCUGGAACGGCAGCUGGAGCGACAGGAUCUGAAUCAGAUUGCGGCACGACUGCGCCGCGACAUGGUCACCGUGCGGCUGCCCAAAUUCCGCAUAGAGUUCGAGCAGGACAUGACCGGUGCGCUGCAGCAGCUGGGCGUGCGUCGCAUGUUCACGCCCAAGUCCGAGGUGAAUGCGAUGCUGUUGCAGCCGGUGCGUGUGUCCAAGAUACUGCAAAAGGCCUUCAUCGACGUGAACGAGGCGGGCUCCGAGGCGGCAGCAGCUUCCUAUGCCAAAUUUGUGCCCUUGUCGCUGCCUGUCAAGUCGCGCGAAUUUGUUGCGGAUCAUCCAUUCGUAUUUGCCAUACGCACACCCGAUUCGGUGCUCUUUAUUGGACACGUAGUGGAGCCGCCCCAGGUGUCCGGGAGGCAGUGAAUCCCCAUUCCCAGCCAAUUCCCAUCUCCUCAUAAGCCCGUCCCUAGCUCUAAGUUAAGUGUACGCAUUUGCUACUUGUACAACAUACUCGUAAUUCUCACAUUUAAAAUAUACAAAGAUUUCCAACAUA